AUGCGGCUCUUCAUCUUGCUUUCGUGUCUUCUCGCGUGGGUCCUCGCAGCGCCAUACAUCGAUCAAGAGGAUGCGCUUCGCGUUUUGAACGCGUACCUAGAGCAAUUCGGACCGGCGGCCGAGAAGGUCUACUAUGUUGCUGAGGAUGAUCAUGGAUCGAUAAAACGAGGCCUCGGUCCGCGCCCUCUUCGCUUCGGAUAA
Caenorhabditis briggsae is the source of this 201-nucleotide messenger RNA. RefSeq names its product Protein CBR-FLP-21 (gene Cbr-flp-21). NCBI's taxonomy places the organism in Eukaryota, Metazoa, Nematoda, Chromadorea, Rhabditida, Rhabditidae. The transcript has 3 exons. Bases 1 to 201 code for a protein of 66 amino acids. The record is from RefSeq and is a predicted model, not a curated record.